CUUUGCAUUCACUGACACCACAACUCAACCCUCUAUUCACUCAUACCAAGUGUCACUCAAUUGAUCCCAAUUAUGGUUAAACUCUACUACAUGUCAGUGCUCUUCAAGAAUGAGAACAACCGGGUCGUGAACCUCAAGUCGGCGUCUGAUCUCUCGUCGUUUGGCUUCUUUCAGAGGAAUAGUGUCCACGAGUUCAUGAAAUUCACGACAAAAGUAUGUGUCGAGCGAUCAGAGAAGGCCAGCCGCUCGUCCAUCAAACAGCAGGAGUAUUUGUGUCACAUAUACAUCAGAUCCGAUGGUCUGUCGGGAGUGAUAAUAUCAGACCACGAAUACCCUCACAGAGUGGCCCACACUCUCAUCAGCCGAGUGUUGGAUGAGUUCUAUUAUUUGUGUCACAUAUACAUCAGAUCCGAUGGUCUGUCGGGAGUGAUAAUAUCAGACCACGAAUACCCUCACAGAGUGGCCCACACUCUCAUCAGCCGAGUGUUGGAUGAGUUCAGCGAAACGGUUCCCUCGCACUCGUGGCCGACCACUCUUGACAAUUCCUCCCCGUACUCAGCGUUGGACUCAUAUCUCGCGAAAUAUCAAAACCCUAAAGAGGCGGACGCUAUGACCAAAAUACAGGAGGAUUUGGACGAAACAAAGAUAAUACUUCACAACACUAUCACUAGUAUUCUUCAGAGGGGCGAGAAGUUGGACACAUUGGUGGCCAAGUCUGAAGACCUCAGCUCUCAGAGCAAAGUCUUCUACAAGACUGCCCGCAAAACCAAUCAAUGCUGUCAGUUGUUAUAAGUUACACAUUUUUUUCAGUAUA
This is a messenger RNA of Oppiella nova, 814 nucleotides long. Lineage: Eukaryota; Metazoa; Arthropoda; Arachnida; Sarcoptiformes; Oppiidae. The record is from the annotation of a GenBank genome assembly.